AUGCGAAAACCAUGCCAGUGGACGAUCCUUGGCUUACAAAAUUCGCANAAAUUAGCUAAAUCAGAUUCUUGGUCUAGUUGGAAUAAGGAUGAAGGAAGAGAUGGCCCUACUUCAAGUAUGUACAAGGAAGCUUCCAAGUCCAGCAAUUGGGAUUCAGAGGAUAAGAGAGCUGAAGAUAAAGUUGAAAGAAUAGAGACUUCUGCAUCAGAACCAUGGUCAGGUUGGGGUGCAGAAGAAGUUGGCUUCGCAAAAAUUCAGGAGGAUUCUACGAAGUCCAGCAACUGGAAGGAUGCUUCUGCAUCUUGGGGAAAGAAGAAUGUGGAUACCACCACUUCUUGGGGAAGAAAGGCUAUAGGUGACAAAUUUACUCGGGGAAAGACAAGUGAACCAUCACCUGGUUGGGAUACCACGUCUGCUUGGGAGGCAAAGGCUAAAGAUAAGUUUGAAAAUGUUGGGUCUUCUGUGGCAAAGUCAUCAUCAGUUUGGUGUGCAGAUGCCAAUGUUGGAAAUGAUAGUUCCUGGGGUGCUAAAGGUAGCAGUGACGAUGGCAAUGACACUUCUUGGGGGGAAGGUGCCAAAGGUGGCAGCGACAGUUCCUGGGGGCCAUCAUCUGUCAAAGGUGGCAAUGACAGGUCAUGGGGCCAAGGUGCCGAAGGUGGCAGUAACAGUUCAUGGGGUGGAGGUGCCAAAGGUGGCAAUGACAGUUCGUGGAGGCAAGGUAGCAAAGCUGGCAAUGACAGUUUGUCGGGGCAAGGUGCCAAAGGUGGCAAUGACAGUUCGUGGGGGCUAGGUGCCAAAGGUGGCAAUGACAGUUCGUGGGGGCAAGACGCCAAAGGUGGCAAUGACAGUUCAUGGGGGCAAGAUGCCAAAGGUGGCGAUGACAGUUCCUUGGGGCCAGAUGCCAGAGGUGACAAUGACAGUUCGUGGGGGCAAGGUUCCAAAGGUGGCAAUGACAGUUCCUUGGGGCCAGAUGGCAGAGGUGACAAUGACAGUUCAUGGGAUCAGCAGAAGUCAUCUGAAGUUUCACUAGGUUGGGGCUUGGCCAAUGACUCAAGUCAGCCAGCAAGUUCAUCUGGUUGGGAUCUGCCAAAUGCUAGAGAUGACAAGGAAAGUGAAAAGAAUCAGUGGGGGCAACCUAGGGGCAUCUGGAAAGGUAAGAAGAAUAAUCGCCCUCCCAGGUCUCCUGCACCCAGUGAUUCUACUGUCGCUGGGCAGUAUACUGUAACCAGACAACGGUUAGACAUGUUCACAUCUGAGGAGCAAGCUAUUCUCUCUGAUGUUGAGCCAAUUAUGCAGUCAAUCAGAAGAAUAAUGCAUCAAUCUGGGUACAAGGAUGGGGAUCAAUUGUCAGCUGAUGAUAAAAUGUUUAUUGUUGAUAAUGUCUUAAAUUACCAUCCAGAGAAAGCAAUCAAAAUGGGUGCUGGUAUUGAUCAUAUCACGGUUAACAAGCACAUCAGAUUUCAGGAUACUAGAUGCUUCUAUGUUGUGUCUAGUGAUGGCAGCAGCAAUGACUUCUCGUAUCGCAAGUGCCUGGACAAUUUCAUCAGAGGAAAGUAUCCCGACCUUGCUGAUGAUUUCCUCGGUAAAUAUUUCAGAAAACCUCACAAUGGAGGUAACAAUCGGGAGCGCAGUCUUCCUCCAGUUCUGGAGGAAAACAAGGAAUGA
Pistacia vera is the source of this 1665-nucleotide messenger RNA. Its product is annotated as DNA-directed RNA polymerase V subunit 1-like. Gene Ontology annotation, biological process: chloroplast organization; chloroplast rRNA processing. Bases 1 to 1665 code for a protein of 554 amino acids. The transcript is spliced from 3 exons. Lineage: Eukaryota; Viridiplantae; Streptophyta; Magnoliopsida; Sapindales; Anacardiaceae. The record is from RefSeq and is a predicted model, not a curated record. Gene Ontology annotation, cellular component: chloroplast.